AUGACUGGCCACGUCCCUGACUUCAUCGUGUACCUGAUCAAUAGUCCAGGGUGCAUUGAUAAACAACAGAACCGCCUCAAUGCACGCGCCGCAAGGAAGCUAGAGCUUGUAAUUAGUAAAAUGAUCCCGGUCGUGGCGGAAUGCAGUCCGGAGGGUAACAAGAAACUGGGCGAUUGGGCGGCGUCGAUCUGCGAACUGGCAUCCGCCAGUGCCGGCAUGCCGGCCUUUAUCAGUCUCAUGGAGAAGAUCAUCGACCUCUUAUUCCGCAGACCCUAUUUCACCAACAACCAAAUGAACGUAUUCUUCUGGGUCACGGAUAGGGCCAUCUGGGGCCGCAUUUUUCGCAGUCUCUGGCGCCACCCUCGCGUUUGCAAGGGCACGAUGGAGGGCGUGGUCAAAUUGACUAUGCAACUCUUGGAUAUCGAGAAGCGUCUAUUCCUAAGCGAAAAUAGAGUCGGGCCAAACCCCAUCAGCAACGAACCCCCGUUCUCUCUCCACAACUUGAAUUUCGGUGGUUCCCAUGCCCGUUCACUUGUGGAUAUUGUGAAUAAGCUGGUCGACAGCCCUCCUCGAUCCGUGACGCACGACCUCGAGCUCGACGACUUGGAACCGCAGCUGAGAAUGGGUGACGGAACACCGGUAGAAUCUAAUAAAAUUAUUCCUGAUAGGGCGAUGGCGACUUAUUUUCUGUUGAGAAACAUCAAAUGCCUCGGGGACGCGUUGAGAAGGUCGCUACCUUUCGACUUGACAACGCCUGUGCUUGACCAGUUUCCUGUUCUCAAUCCCUCGAUUCCCCCGAGUCUUGUCAGCCGAAAUGACGCGCUUUCUAAGGACAGAGUCCCAGAGCUAGAAGAGGGGACAUUGGAUCAGCCGCGGCCGGAACUGGGGGCCAAGAAGAAAUAUGAAAACCUACGGAUGAGGGGCUCCGAGGACAUCGCAUCGGUUGCGUGGAAAGCCGAGAGGUGA
Messenger RNA from Colletotrichum truncatum, 966 nucleotides. Lineage: Eukaryota; Fungi; Ascomycota; Sordariomycetes; Glomerellales; Glomerellaceae. The record is from RefSeq and is a predicted model, not a curated record.